Molecule: messenger RNA, 1880 nt
Organism: Maniola jurtina (meadow brown)
Lineage: Eukaryota; Metazoa; Arthropoda; Insecta; Lepidoptera; Nymphalidae
Product: piggyBac transposable element-derived protein 4-like
Exons: 1
Coding region: 13-1440 (475 amino acids)
Source: RefSeq, a predicted model, not a curated record
UAUUUUAAAGGAAUGAAGGAACCAUAUGCCAGUCAACUGCGGAAUGCUGCCCAAGGAGAAUAUUUCAGCCUGAUGGUACCAGAUAACAUCUUCGAAGAAAUCGCAGAUCAGACUAAUUUGUUUGCAGAACAACGAGAAAGAAGUGUAAAGCCUUCGUCACGCUCACAUAAGUGGAAACCAACCACAAAAGAUGAGGUAAAACGAUUCUUUGGCUUAAUAUUAUACAUGGGUCUUGUGAAGUUGCCAAAAAUCAGUCUUUAUUGGAGUACAGACCGUGUUUACAGGCAAACUUUUCCUCCAACUGUCAUGAGCCGAAACAGAUUCGAAAUAUUAUUGCAGAAUUUGCACUUUACAAAUAACGAAACAGCUGAUCCUAAAGAUAGAAUUUGUAAAAUACGACCUCUCAUCGACAAAUUAAACGAGAACUUUGAAAAACACUAUGGGCCUAAGGAAGAUGUCUGUGUCGAUGAAACGCAGGUCCCAUUCAGAGGCCGUAUAAUCUUUAGGCAAUAUAAUAAGAGCAAAAGACACAAGUAUGGAAUGAAACUAUUUAAACUAUGUACAAUACCAGGCUAUACAUGCAAAUUGCAAUUGUAUGCAGGUAAAAAUAAUGAGGUUUUAAAUACCUCUCCCACAAAAGUUGUGAUGUCUUUAUGUGAUCACAUAUUAAGUUUGGGCCAUACAGUUUCAACAGAUAAUUGGUAUACUAGUUUAGAGCUGGCAAACCAACUUCUUGACAAAGAUACUCAUUUGGUCGGAACCCUGAGGAAAAAUAGGAAAGGUUUGCCUAAAGCAGUGGUAGAGGCUAAAUUAAAACCAGGUGAAUCUAUUGCAAUGGAAAAUGAACGUGGCAUAUGUGUACUAAAAUGGAAAGACAAACGGGAUGUGUUGAUGCUAUCGACAAAACAUUCAAAAGGGUUCUCAAAGGUUACUAAAAAGGGCAGGACAAUUCGAAAACCAAGAAUGAUAAUAGCCUACAAUAAAGCAAAAGGAGCCGUCGAUAUGAGUGACCAGAUGACUGCGUAUUCGUCGCCAUUAAGAAAAACAGUAAAAUGGUACAAGAAAUUAGGAAUCGAAGUUAUUUUAAAUACAGCUGUUGUAAAUGGAUGGAUCAUGUACACUGAAAAUAAAAAAGUUAAAGAAAGUAUAGUAGAGUACAGAAGGCAGUUAGUGGAGUAUCUGGUAGAUUCAGGAAUGGAUAGUGAAAAACCCGAAAAUACUCAAAGACCGAAACGACUGAAGCACCAGUUGGAAAAGCGAGAGGGCAAUGUUAGAAACACAAGACGUUUCUGUUCAGUAUGCUACAAAAAAAACACUGCAAUACUCGGUUAUAAAAUUGCCAAAAAUAAAACAAAGAAAGUUGCAACAUACUGCAAAGAAUGUCCAAAUGAACCAUAUUUUUGUUUGGGUUGUUUUAAUAAGUUUCAUCGUUAUGUUUAAGUUUUUUAAUUUGAAAUUUUAAUGUUAUUUUCGAUUGAUAAUUUGAAUAAAAUAAAUAAUUAAUGCGCUGUGAUUUUCAUACUAAAGUUGUAUUAUUUUUCUUUCAACAAAAUUUUCAACCCUUAUGAUUCUUAUACGAAGUUACAUGUAUGUGUAGAACAUUUGAGAUUGAAAUAGUAUUUUUCUAUUAUGUUAUUCUACCAUAUAAGCUAUCCCUAUGCUAACUUUCAUUAAAAUUAAGCCAUUGGAUAAGUGAUAAAAGCACAAACAAGUUGCUUUUCACUUAUCACAAACUGUCAUAUUCAUAAUUUUAGAAGUAUUUUCGAAAUGAAAUUAGGUAGGCAGGAACCACGCCAAACAUGUAUUCUACAGCGCCACUCCGGUCACUUCAGUACAGAAAAUGUAUCAGAAACGCGUCCUCCGGCGCACAAAUUCGUUCC